UACAAGCGCGAGGGCAGACCGAGCGUGCAUGUGAAACAGUUCUGAGGCAGCUGCUCGGGGUGAGCGAGGGAUGAAUCUUCCCCUGCCCGGCAGUAUUGAUUUUGUUCUCGAGGACACCAGCACCCGCCCUUGCCGCUGCAUGCUCGUUUCCUAGGAGUCGCCGCCCAGCACUGUAGCAAACUAUGGAUCUGAAUAUGGAAGAAAUGCUAUCAUCUGUGGGCGAGAGAGUGUUGAACGGGGGCAUGGAAGAGAACGAACAUACAGAGGAACCGGCGAUUUCAGUUGUGCCCCAAGUGGAAGAGCCUACUCGCGAGUCUGUGCUCACAACUGUUCUCUGCGAAGAAGGGAUGGAAGUAUUGGCCGACCUUAUCAGGUCGGGGCCCACUACAAAGGAUACUUUGGAAAAAUCGGCUACCUUAAACGAGGAUGGUGCGGACGCAAAAAGCGCCGCCGAGAGUCACACACUGUCUGUCAGCAACGAAUUCACGGAGGAGCAACUUUACAAUGAAUUGUUGUUCCAAACGAACCAUCCCUUGGGAAACGACAUCAGUGACGCGAAUCAAUCGCAAAUUUUUGAAUACCUCAAAAAUGCAUUUCACAUCGAAGACAAAAAGCACGAGGAGAAAAUGAAGGAAGCCAAAAUCAAAGAUAAACCAGACGUUAAGCUGAACCUUGAGAUAAUUGAAGCGAGGGAUCUCAAGUCGAGCGAGACAAGCGGAACGAGCUGCGUGUAUUACAUGAAGAACCAGCCUGAAAAUAAGUCGGAGAGCGGCGUGCAGUGCAACAAAAAAACUCCUGUUUGGAAUGAGAAAGGAUCAUUGCCGAUUGUGGACAAGGAAAACGAUUCUCUCAUAAUAGAAGUUUGGAAGUUUGCACAGGAACAAGAAUCAGUUUCACCGGCUAAUACUGCUAUGAAAGAAAAAAUAGAGACACUAAAAAACAAAGCAAAAGGCAUCAUGAAUGAAGUUCUUAACAGCAAAAACGAGGAGAAGAGGUGUUCUGGUGUCGCAGAAGUUCCCAUUAAAGACAUUCCAUCGGGCGCAAUGGAUGCGUGGAUUCCGCUAAAAAAGGAUCAGAAAAAGGUUAAAGGAGAGGUGCAUGUUUUGUUGUCUUUGGGCACCUCAAGGGAUGUCCAAGUCGGCUGCAAGGAGCACCGCAAACUGGUCAGAGUGAUGGUGAGACACGAGCUGGAAAAGAAGCCAAACGCAGUUUUCUAUUGGGAUGGAAAGCUCUGCGAGACGGCAGAGCAAAUUCUGGCUCAACACCGCGCCCACGCGAGUCUCAACGAACUGCAGGUCCUGCUGGCAAGAUGGGCAGGUUUUUGUGACCAGCUCGAAGAGACGCCCUACAACUUCCUUGUUCUCGAGGAACUUCUUCAAAAAUUUACCACACUCCAGGCAAAGGAAGAAAAAUUGCUUGAAAACCACGAGGCAAAAAUGUUUUGGGAGGCCAACAAAAACUUGCUGCCACCGUGCUUGAAGUUCAUUAGGUACUUGUUCAAGAUGAAAAAUAAUUUUGGAGACGCGAUGGACCAACAACUCGGCACAAUGUUGCGGAUACUCGCGAUCCUGAUAGAAAUAAAACCUCCCGAGGACAUCGACAUUUUCCCUUCCUCCAGGUACACAUGGUUAAAAACGCAUCAUGGUAUGAACAACAAAUUAAAAAGGAAAGUGCUGGAUGGAAUCGUGCAUAGUGCAAGAGAAUGGAUUGACGAAAAGUUUGCUCAAAUUGAGUACGUUCCUGGAGAGGAUGAUGAAAAUAAUAAGAAGAAAUGCUGGGCCUUGAUAAGCAAAUGUAAAGAUGUGGCGGCAACGAGGAGGAAAAUGAAUGCGAGCAACGUUCCUGAAAUGAAAAAGGAUCUUUUGAAUUCUAAAGCUUUAUUAGCUUGUUACAACAAAGAAAUCCCAGAGCUAAAAGCUUGCGUGCUGGCUUCAUCGUUCCACGACGAGAAAUUCAAGUGUUUAGACAUUCACUACUCCAAAGUGGUGCUCCAGGUGUUUGACAAUAAGGUGAAUGAAGCUGUACGGCCACUGGUCUUGAGCAUUUGCAACAACCUUAAGAAGUACGACCCAAAAGACAAAGAGCUCGAUCCUCAAGACAAAUCGACCGAUCUUGUUGGUCUUUACUUCAACCUCAAAGCUUUUAGCGAAUUUGAGGACUCGUACUUCCUUGGUGAUAAAGUGAAAUGCAGUGAUUUUCACAACUGGUUUGCUCGAGGUGUUUCUCAAUGGCUAGACAUAACGCUGCUAAAAGCAAUGAACAUGAUCAAGAAGGCUGUCGAGGUGGACGAGCUAGAGCCACUAGAAGAUGUGAAAUUCAGUAGCUCGGCUGUUGACGUUCUAGCGAUUUUCGUAAUGUUGGAAAAAGAUUUGCGAGCUCUGAAAUGGCCGGACGAGAAAGAUGAAUUUCCACUAAUGGCCAAACUCGUAAAGAGCAUCACUGCUUGCACAAAGCACUAUGCCGAUCAAAUCCGACAAAAGGUCGUAAAGGUCACUGACCUCCCGGGCGACUACGAGAUACAACUUUGCACUGCCAUUAACAACAUUGAGCACAUUUUGGUCGAAGGUCUGGAGCCACUGAUGAAAAAGCUCAACGUUGAAGCUCUCUUUGUCACCCUGACACAAAUUCGGUCGCAUAUUCCUGAAUGUCACAAGGGCUUGAAAGUAUUGAGCAGGGUGGUUGACGCGGCUGAAAAUGCCGACGAGAAAAUGAUGGAGAUUGUCAAAGUUGUCAGCGAAAAGAUCCUGAAGGUUGUGCGGGAGAAUCAGAGUCUUUCGCCGACCAGGUUCAUGAGCCCCAUUAGCCCGAUCAACAUUCAUCUCGGCGUUCUGAAACGCCAGCUCAGCAAGCACAACUACCACAGAGCAGUCACCUUUAUAUGGGAGAGCAUUGUGGAGCUCAUCAAGCAGAUCGUCGACACCACCCACAAGGAAGACAAACCACCAGGCUUCUAUAAGAACCUGAAAAAAUCACUAGAUUUCUUUGAGAGCGCAUUUAGCAGGGAGUCGCUUGCGUUCAAAAAUGGUGAACUACUGGAAGCAACAAAAACUAUCUUGGAAACACUUUCCAAAAACUCCAUCGACCCCAUUCACAAAUUUUAUCUUGAGCGAUUGGUUGCCCAAGGCAAAGUAGAUGACUAUGACAAGCAAGGACAAAUCAACGUAAUGCUCCAAUUCCAAGAGACGAGUCUCAAAUUCGAAAUCCUCAACGUCAGAAAUUUGAGGACAAGGAACCGCAACGGUGACUGCAACCCUUAUGUGCGAAUUGAACUGAUUCCGAAGCAAAAUUUCCCCGAGGCAAACUCGAAGCUGAAAACAAAAAUCCAGAAAAGGAGUUUGAAAAGUUGCGCGACGUUUAAUGAGACGUUUGAGAUUGAUAUGACAGAUGGAGCUGACACAAUAGACAACGCGCUUGUUCGUUUCGUUGUAAAGGAUUACAACCGCUUUGGCCACAACACCACGAUUGGCGAGGCUCUCAUCCGAUUUGAUAAAAUCAAUCGCGAUUACGCUAACAAAGCGUUUUCUGAUGUACCGCAAAUAGAACUGCACCUGAUCGAACAGGUCGAAGUUCCUCAAGAUAUAGUCAACAUUAAGAAGAGCAAAACGUGCGACACAAUGACGGAUGUUGACACCCAGGCCACAAAUGAGUCGACGGGCACUAUCAACUGAAGAGAACAAUCGCGACCAAUCAAAUUUUUUUGCUCACUGCUCGGAGUGCUCAUAGAGCAGUUCGACAAUUUUGCUGCACAAAGCCUGUCGUGCAAGCAAUUCUUUUCUAUGUUAAUUCCACAGCAAGCAGUUCAAAUGCAGUUCAGGACAAUUUUUACAGAAAUUUAUAUACUCUUAUACAUUAAAAAAGUAGACAUCAUUUAAUAUUAAUUACUCUAGCAUAUAUAUAUGAAAAUUCAAAAAUUUCUUAUUGGCUCAAACGAAAAUUAAGAAAGCUACCAGAUGUUUGUUGCCUAUAAUAAGUAGAUAGACAAAAAUUGAAAUAUUGUGUUCUGAAUACCAAGCCAUCAAAAACGUUAGAAGGCCUUGGAUGAUUUUGGAGUGUAUUAGGAAAAAAAAAUUCGAAGGAUGUGAGACAAAAUUUUCUAAAAAAUCUCAAGAUCUUAUAAUUCUGUGGCAAAAAAAAUUGAAAAUUCCUUUUGCUCACGUAUUAAGAAUAUUCUAUAGAGUUGAAACAUAUGCAUUUAUUAAACACACGAACUGAAUUUCCAACCUGAACAUUAAGAAUCUUAAAGAAAUCUCUCUGAUUGUUUACAAUUUAAAAUUCUAUAGGCAUAUGUAAUAUUAUUAUAAUAUAUGCAGUUGUAUUUCAAUUUUCAUUGAUUAAAAGGUGCCAUUAAAAACAAAAUUAGAUUAUUGUAUUGGUUAUUAUUAGGUCAUAUUGUUAAAGCAAUUUAUUAAAAAAAUCAUUCAGCGUGUGUGAGACUUACAAAGAUUGUAUAAUGUUUUGAGUUUGUAUGUACACAUUCUAUAAAAUGAAAUUUGUAAACAGCAAAGCCAAAUCCAUUCAAACAGCAAACAGUUAGUUUUUCCAAUGUAGAAAUAUUGCAAAUAUUGUGUAUGAAAUGCAAACAAAUGCAACUGUAAAUAAUAUAAUUUUCCCGAUAAAGCUUGUUUAGUCAGGGGUUAUUAUAUCUGUGUUGCACAUUUAUUACGUCAUGUCAUCCUAUAGUAUAACAUGCUAACCAUAGGGAAGUAACGAAAAACUGCCUUAGUUGCCAGUGUCAAGAAAUUUAUUAAUACUAAUGAAAUUUUAUGUGUACGUCUGGUAAUCUGAAAGGAGUUGAAUUACAACCACAUUAUAAACUGAUUGAAGUCUUCAAGAGAAGAAAUAAAGUAAAAUUCAA
Neocloeon triangulifer is the source of this 4855-nucleotide messenger RNA. Its product is annotated as protein unc-13 homolog 4B-like. The coding region runs from base 183 to 3668 and encodes 1161 amino acids. Lineage: Eukaryota; Metazoa; Arthropoda; Insecta; Ephemeroptera; Baetidae. The transcript is spliced from 22 exons. The record is from RefSeq and is a predicted model, not a curated record.